GGCAGGAAUCAAACAGGUCACCCGGCUUGAUCGCAAGGCAUGCAAUCUCUGUCAUACACAAGCUAGCGUAACAAAUACACAGACCUACAGAGACUAUAGUUUUUUUACACAGCCACACAGAUAGCUGCGAUAUUUUGUUUAAUGUUAGUUUUUUACAGCGUGACUACACCCUUUUCCGUACAAAUAUAAAACCAGCACACCGGAGUAACCAGGAUGGAGUGGCAGCCAGACGAACAGGGUCUGCAGCAAGUGCUUCAGCUGCUCAAAGACUCCCAGUCCCCAGACACAGCCACUCAGAGAGCUGUGCAAGAAAAACUGGAGCAGCUUAACCAGUUUCCUGACUUCAACAACUAUCUUAUCUUUGUCCUCACAAGCCUCAAGUCCGAGGACGAACCCACUCGCUCGCUCAGUGGUCUGAUUUUGAAGAACAAUGUGAAGGCUCACUACCAGAACUUCCCCCCUAACGUGGCUGACUUCAUCAAACGAGAAUGCCUCAACAACAUCGGAGAUCCAUCGCCGCUUAUCAGAGCUACGAUCGGGAUUUUGAUCACAACUAUAGCCUCUAAAGGAGAGCUGCAGACUUGGCCGGAGCUCUUGCCUCAACUUUGCAAUCUGCUCAACUCUGAGGACUACAACACCUGCGAGGGUUCUUUUGGAGCACUGCAGAAAAUCUGUGAGGAUUCGUCUGAGCUGUUGGACAGCGACGCUCUGAACAGACCUCUCAACAUCAUGAUCCCCAAGUUUCUCCAGUUCUUUAAGCACUGCAGCCCCAAGAUCAGGUCCCAUGCUAUCGCUUGUGUGAACCAGUUCAUCAUUGGUCGAGCUCAAGCUCUGAUGGAUAAUAUCGAUACUUUUAUUGAGAGUCUGUUUGCCCUGGCCGGUGACGAAGACAGUGAAGUGAGGAAGAACGUCUGCAGGGCUCUGGUCAUGCUGCUGGAAGUUCGCAUCGACCGCCUCAUCCCGCACAUGCACAGCAUCAUCCAGUACAUGCUGCAGCGAACGCAGGACCCCGAUGAGAACGUGGCUCUGGAAGCCUGCGAGUUCUGGCUCACUCUGGCUGAGCAGCCCAUCUGUAAAGAGGCCCUGUCUGGACACUUGGUCCAACUGAUUCCUAUCUUGGUGAACGGGAUGAAAUAUUCAGAGAUCGACAUCAUUCUCCUAAAAGGAGACGUCGAAGAGGACGAUACGAUUCCCGAUAGCGAGCAGGACAUCAAGCCUCGCUUCCACAAGUCUCGCACCGUGACCCUGCAACACGAGGGUGGGGAGGGAGAGGAGGGCGAGGACAUAGACGAAGACGAGGAUGACGACGACGACACGUUGUCUGACUGGAAUCUUCGAAAAUGCUCAGCUGCGGCUCUGGACGUUCUGGCCAACGUGUUUCGUGAGGAGCUGCUCCCACAUCUCCUGCCUCUGCUUAAAGGCCUGCUGUUCCAUCCUGACUGGGUCAUCAAGGAGUCUGGCAUCUUGGUGCUCGGCGCCAUCGCUGAGGGCUGCAUGCAGGGAAUGGUUCCCUACUUGCCAGAGCUGAUUCCUCAUCUCAUCCAGUGCUUAUGCGACAAGAAGGCUCUGGUGCGCUCCAUCGCCUGCUGGACCCUGAGUCGCUACGCCCACUGGGUGGUCAGCCAGCCCCCCGACGCCCACCUCAAGCCCCUCAUGACCGAGCUUCUCAAACGCAUCCUGGAUGGAAACAAAAGGGUGCAGGAAGCGGCGUGCAGUGCCUUCGCCACCCUGGAGGAGGAGGCGUGCACGGAGCUAGUGCCGUACCUCAGCUUCAUCCUGGACACGCUGGUUUUCGCUUUCGGGAAAUAUCAGCACAAGAAUCUGCUGAUCCUCUACGACGCUAUAGGAACGCUGGCUGAUUCUGUGGGACACCACCUCAACCAGCCUGAGUACAUCCAGAAGCUGAUGCCGCCUCUGAUAGCCAAAUGGAACGAGCUGAAGGACGAGGACAAAGACCUCUUUCCUCUGCUGGAGUGUCUGUCGUCGGUUGCCACGGCGCUGCAGAGCGGCUUCCUCCCGUACUGCGAGCCUGUGUACCAGCGCUGCGUGACCCUGGUCCAGAAGACGCUGGCUCAGGCCAUGAUGUACAGUCAGCAGCCAGACCAGUAUGAAGCACCAGAUAAGGACUUCAUGAUUGUGGCCCUGGAUCUAUUAAGCGGGUUGGCCGAGGGUCUUGGGGGCCACGUCGACACGCUGGUGGCCCGCAGCAACAUCAUGACCCUGCUGUUCCAGUGCAUGCAGGAUACGAUGCCUGAGGUGAGGCAGAGUUCAUUUGCUCUGCUGGGUGACCUGACCAAGGCCUGCUUCCCUCACGUCAAACCGUGUAUUGCUGAAUUUAUGCCGAUCCUCGGGACAAAUCUGAACCCAGAGUUUAUCUCCGUGUGCAACAACGCCACCUGGGCCAUAGGGGAGAUCUGCAUGCAGAUGGGAGUGGAGAUGCAGCCAUACAUAGCUAUGGUUCUAAACCAGCUGGUUGAGAUCAUUAACCGACCCAACACACCCAAAACCCUGCUGGAAAACACAGCCAUCACCAUCGGCAGACUGGGUUACGUUUGCCCUCAGGAGGUCGCCCCCAUGCUGCCGCAGUUUAUCCGACCCUGGUGCACGUCUCUCCGCAACAUCCGAGACAACGAGGAGAAAGACUCUGCCUUUCGUGGGAUUUGCAUAAUGAUCGGUGUGAAUCCCGGAGGCGUGGUGCAGGAUUUCAUCUUCUUCUGUGACGCCGUGGCCUCCUGGGUGAACCCUAAGGAUGAUCUGAGAGACAUGUUCUACAAGAUCCUUCAUGGUUUCAAGGAGCAGGUCGGGGAGGAGAACUGGCAGCAGUUUUCAGAGCAGUUCCCCCCACUGCUAAAGGAGAGACUGGCAGCCUGCUACGGCGUUUAGGUUCUCCACACCCACCCAAUAGGUGAGCCAGCAGGAGGAGGGUGAAUGGGAAACUCAUCCAUCUGUGUAUUGCACGGCCCUGAUCUGGGGGGAGGGAGAGGGACGCUUUUGGCCGCUCCCCCUGAUGGACGGCCCCCACGCCCUAUGUGUUUGUCCAUAGAGGGAGGGUGCGCGGGUGGGAGGGAGGGACAGGGGGGACACCUCUAGAUUAACUAGGCAGGGACCUGACACAGAAAAAAAAACAAAAAAAAAACAACAACAACUAACUGGUAGGGACAGAUAGAGAAGGAGGAGACCAGCUGGAAUAGAGAGCAGCACAAAGAAAAGUUCAGGGACAGACAGGGAGGGGAUUCACUAACGAGGCAGGGACAGCAGGCAGGAGAAAGCUUGUUUCCUGGCUGGAACGACAGGGAAAGUUAGGAUUUUAAUGGGAUUCUUAAACUUAAACCAGUAGCUGGUUGCUCAACAGACUCACAGACAUUGAGUUGUACAUGCAGUACCUGGGACAGACUGUGGGUGGCACUGUGGUUCAGACUUUUUACAGACCUACUACGUGUAGCUAGGGACAGACAGGUAAAAAAAACCCACCUCUCUAAUAACUUCAUUUUUCUGGGGGAAUAGGAUUCAAUAUCAAAUACUCCAUCUGUGCUCCACCCGAUUCUGCUUCUCUGUAAGAUGAUCUAUCCUCAUCCAUGUUUCCUACCUUUCAUUCUUACCAGAGUGCUGCUUUACAGAGCUGUCAUCUAUCACACCUAUUGCUGUCUACAUGUUUUUUUCUACCUGAUCGAACGAGACAGAGAGAGAGAAAGCGUGGGGAAGCCUUUUCCCACCGAAAACAAACCAUUCCUCUGGGAAGGGGGGCUUAGGGCUAAUACUUCUGUUUUCUCACCUGAGCGGGAGGAAAUCAUACAAAGAAAAUGCAUCCUUAGUUUUGUCUCCAAGGUUCAGCUCGACGCGUGCAUGUUGCAAGUUUGUAAAUCCUGAUUUCGGCAUUCUUUAACAGUGUGUGAAAUGUGUAUUUUUUAUUUUUUGUAUUUGUUUUUGGACAUGGUACCGAGCUAAAACUUGACUCCCCACCGCAAUGUCCUUGGCACCUGUUGACUGUGACCAAGUGUUUGUGUAUGUGUGUGUGUGUGUGUGUGUGUGUGUGACUGAGUGUGUAUGUCUGUCUGUCUACAUUUGUGUUGAUAUCCAUUUGAUGCCAUAUUGAUAUCUUUAGUAAAACUGAUUGGUUGUGAUUUUUAUAAUGUUUUAUAAUUGGUCUCUUUUUUUUUCUUUUUUUUUUUGCUGCUACUGAUGAGUUUUGUUUCUGUAGUGAACUGAAAUUCACACACUUAACACAAAAAUUGAAUUGAUGCUAUAUUCAGUGACUGUUAAGUUGUUUUUUUGCACUUUUUAUUUUAUUCAGUUUUUUUAAAUUUUAUUUUAUUAUUUGUAUGGUAUAUAUUUUUUAAACUUCACCCAUAUGAUAUGUCUUGACCCUAAUGUCAGUGUUUGUCAUACUGUGUUGCACUGUGAAAUUAAGUGUCUUUGACUGGCAAAAAUAUCUCAAUACUAAAUGGCAAAUAAAAGCAAAUUUGUGAAACUGCGA
This is a messenger RNA of Gambusia affinis (western mosquitofish), 4474 nucleotides long. It is a transcript of the gene tnpo2b, whose product is annotated as transportin-2. Gene Ontology annotation, cellular component: nucleus; cytoplasm. The transcript has 24 exons. The record is from RefSeq and is a predicted model, not a curated record. The coding region runs from base 214 to 2883 and encodes 889 amino acids. Lineage: Eukaryota; Metazoa; Chordata; Actinopteri; Cyprinodontiformes; Poeciliidae. Gene Ontology annotation, molecular function: nuclear import signal receptor activity; small GTPase binding. Gene Ontology annotation, biological process: protein import into nucleus.